UCGCAGCUACUUCCUGUAUCACUUCCUGUUGUUAAAGCGCCGCUGCCGCAUCUGCUUCUGUUGCUGUUGGACUGAAAGCAUGGCGACCGCCGGAGCAGCUGGGGAGGACCUAAAGAAGGAGCUGACUUGUGCCAUCUGUUUGGACCUUUUCAAGGAGCCAGUCUUUUUAAAAUGUGGCCACAGUUUCUGUCGUUUUUGUAUUUGUCUCCACUGGGAUGAAAAUGGCGGGGAGUACGGCUAUCAGUGUCCCCAGUGCCGAACGGUGUUCAACAAGAAAACCUUCACCAAAAACUUUAUGGCCCAGAACCUGGUUGACAGGAUGGAUGAUCUGGGGUAUCUGGCUCCAACCUCCCCCAAGCCUGUGAAAGUGUAUGGGAAGUGCCAACAACAUGGAGAAGAGCUGAAACUCUACUGUCAGACUGAUAACAGGCUCAUCUGUGUGGUGUGUCGUGAGUCCAGGUCACACAGACACCACGAGGUGGCGCCAGCAUCAGAAGUUAUAAAUGAUAUGAAGAUGGAGUUGAAGCUGAGACUAAAGGAACUCAACUGGCAGAAGUCUGAAUGUGACAACGUUAAAGCAGCUGAUGAGUGCACCAAAAAUGAACUGAGGGAAAAGAAACAGAGACUGAAGGAGAAGAUCGAGGCCGACGUCGGCGCUCUGGUCCAGUUCUUGUUUGACGAGAGGGACUCUCUGCUGGAGAGCCUGGAGGCGGAGGAAGCUUCAACCUUGGCCGUCCUCGAGCACAACCUGCAGACGGUGGAGGCAGAGGAGGCGUAUGUGGACAAACGUUUAGCUGACAUUCACAGUCAUCUUAGUGACGAGACCAGCUUUGAUAGCCUUUACGCCUCCUACAAAAAAGAACUCGACUUGACUUCCCUGGAACCGAUGCCUUGUCAGACCGAUUUUACAAACUUCUCAGGUCCUUUCCAGCUCAUCAUGUGGAAGAAGAUGAUGCACGUGCUGCACACCAUGCCUCAGAACCUGACGCUGGACCCGUCCACAGCUCACCCGUACUUGGACAUCUCUGACUUCGACACCAAAGUGGAGGAGAGCUGCGUCCGUCGCAACGAGGCUGACAUGCCCGAGUGCUUCACGCGCUUCUGCGGCGUCCUGGGCAUCGCCAAGUACUCCAGCGGUCAACACUACUGGGAGGUGGACGUGAGGGACAAAGCCGUGUGGUACCUGGGGGUCACCACCGUCAGCAGCAACAGGAAAGGCUACGUCAGCCUGGCCCCAUCCGCAGGAUACUGGAGCAUCUGCCUGCAGGACCGCCUCUACGCCAACACGGAGGAUGGCCGUGUCCCCGUGGCAGACUACUGGACCUCACCCAGGGUGGGCGUGUAUCUGGACUAUGACAACGGGCUUCUGAGUUUCUACGACGCCGUCACCAUGAAGAGACUUUACAUGUUUGACACGUGCUUCGAGGAGCCGGUGUCUCCGUUCUUUAGCCCAGGGAAAUACGAUCCCGGGAGCAGACUGCAGAUCUGCCACUAUUACUGAGCGGAAGAUGAAGUCCUGAGGAUUUUUUUUUUCUUUUUUUAAUGUGCGAGUCGGUCACGUCUAUCAGUCUUUAUUAACGUUGGCUUCGUGCUCCUCGGAUUCCAGGUCUCAUCUGCUGUGAAUAGUCAGGCCUCAGAUUCCCUCGCUGGUUAGAGAAUGUUCCGCUCCGAUUCUCUUAGCAGCUCCUGUUAUAAGCUAACACUUUUUUUGUGUGUCAGAUCUUUCCAUUUCAGGUGCCACAGCUACAGAUUUUUAGUCUUUUGGUAGCGAUUCAGGGUUUUUAUUCCAGUUUUGUUUUAAGCCUUUGUACCUUGCAGCUUUAUGGGCUGAGGUUUUCUGGAUUUAUACAUUAAUAUAGAUGGUGACCAUGAAUUCCUUUAAAAAAAAAAAGAAGAAAUUUCUUAAGAUGAAAUGUGCAAAAGCUUAAAAUUAUGAUUCCAUUUAAAUUCUGAUUCUUGGAUGUUUAAAUAUUUAAGACAGGACUGCAACUACUAGUCAAUUAAUUGAUUCAUUUUUUUUUUAAUAAUUGACCCAUUUUAAUGAUUAUCCUCUGCUCUCCAUUAUGGAGACUUUGUUUUUGCCUACUGAUUUGAAUUUUCCACAUUUUAUUUACAUUUUGACCAAUUAAACCGGACUAAAAUUCAGUUUAACUCAAAUUUCUGAUACAAAUGAAUUUGGCUCUAAUUGAUUGGACAUUUCUUAUAGUGAUUCUUGUAGUCAUUUUUUACAGUGAUUUUUUUUUUUUAAUCAGUAUUUUGCUAAGUCUACCUUUGUGUUACUGUGAAAAUGCAUUUGACUCCUACGUCCACUCCAGACUGUCCAAUUUGACUUCGUCUAACUCUUUUUUACCCCGUUUUAACCUGCAGGAGUCACAGCGUUUAAAAUUGUUCAUUGUACACUGUUUAAAAAUAUAUUUAUAUGAUUGAAGUCUUUAAGCUGUCGGCUGGACAGACAGCGAUGCCUGUGGUUCAUCGUCAUCCUCGUCUCAUCUGUCCCUGGCUUUGAAGUAAGCUAACAAUUAGCAACUUUUCUGUUGUGCACAUUUUACUGCUAAUAUAUAUAUUUUUUUUGCAUUGAUGUGUUUUUGCCAAGUUUUUACAUUUAAGAAAAUCUUAAAUUCUUUGAUUGCCUUAAUGAAUCUGUCAUGUAUUUACAGCCAAACCUGUGCCACGGUCCCAGGUUGAUCACCCUUGUUGACGUCAGAUCUACUGAAGAUUUAAUUUUUUUUUAUUGGUAACAAACAUUUAUAUGAAGAAGUGGAGUGAUGGCCAUGUUUUCCAAUUGGUUUUACAUUUUUACCUCAACAUCACAUGUAAAUCCCUGAACAAUAAGGUACAAAACCUAAACCUAGCCAAAACUUAGACAAACGUCGUUUUUUUUUAAAGUGGAGUUCAGGUUGUAAUGUUUCAUCUCCAUUAUUUCAGUGACAAGUUACCAAUUAUUUUUUAAGAUGUAAAAAAAGACGAUGGAACUAUUUCCACCUUACUGCUGACAAUUGGCUUCAUAUUAAAUGUGUUGUCCAAGACAC
Cynoglossus semilaevis (tongue sole) is the source of this 3029-nucleotide messenger RNA. It is a transcript of the gene trim47, whose product is annotated as tripartite motif containing 47. Lineage: Eukaryota; Metazoa; Chordata; Actinopteri; Pleuronectiformes; Cynoglossidae. The transcript has 8 exons. Gene Ontology annotation, molecular function: protein binding; zinc ion binding. The coding region runs from base 80 to 1501 and encodes 473 amino acids. The record is from RefSeq and is a predicted model, not a curated record.